AUGUCAGAAGCUCCCCUUGGUCAGGAGUCCCUCAGCUCGGACCCGAGUUACUACGAGAGCACAAUCAUCAUGGCCGAGUUCCAGGCAAUGCUACUGUCAUGCUUCAUGAAACUCAGAAAACAGGAUAAGAGCAUUUGGAAGGGCUGCAAAGUCGUCGCGAAACGUGCCAAAGACGAUCAACGGACACCGAUGAUCAUCAUAUACAGCAAAGAAGUACCCACAGACAAAGUCAAGACAUGGGUUUUGAAUGAACUGGAAAACCAACUCAUGAAUUACCCCAAGAAACGUGCAAAAUCUACCCCGAUCGUGCUGGGUUGGGACUGGAAGGCGUAUGGAGAGGAACUGGGAGAGCAGGUGAUGAAGAAUUCGGCAUGCAAGGGACAAUUCGACCUAGGGCGGAAGAUAGAUGAGCCUAAGAAAGACGGGGGCUUCCAGGCGGUCUCCGCUACGAACCUUGCGGCUCUUAAGUUUCUUAAUAUAAUCGACGAUCUUUGGGGGGCGCUGAAGGGAGAAAGAUGUCGGUCGGAGAAUCAGUGA
Molecule: messenger RNA, 537 nt
Organism: Anthostomella pinea
Lineage: Eukaryota; Fungi; Ascomycota; Sordariomycetes; Xylariales; Xylariaceae
Source: the annotation of a GenBank genome assembly